Molecule: messenger RNA, 1798 nt
Organism: Lycium ferocissimum
Lineage: Eukaryota; Viridiplantae; Streptophyta; Magnoliopsida; Solanales; Solanaceae
Product: GCN5-related N-acetyltransferase 6, chloroplastic-like
Exons: 9
Coding region: 539-1444 (301 amino acids)
Molecular function (GO): acyltransferase activity, transferring groups other than amino-acyl groups
Source: RefSeq, a predicted model, not a curated record
UAUAGAUUAGAUAUAGAGUUUAUGAUUUAAUUAAAUAAAGUGGGUUCUUUUAUUUGUGAUUCUGAAUGAAAUUGGUACAAUGGAGUGGAAUAAAUAUAGAAGAUUUAUAUAGUUUAGGGUCUUAAAGUAAAAAAAGUUUGUAUUUUUACCAUGUGAUUCACCAAGAAAAAGAAGAAAAAAAAUGGAGUUGAGAAGUAUAUUUUUGCCUUAAUUCAAGAUUCAACAAUCUCAAUUCACUUGGUUUUUCUCUAAACAAGAUAAACAUCAACCCCUUGUUGUUGUCAAGAUUUGUAGCAGGUAAAUAUGAUGUUUUUGUUUGACAUAUAUUCCAAAUAGAUUAGAUAUAGAGGAUUUUAUAUUAGUCCACCCCAAUUAGUUUGUGAUUUAGUUAGAUAAAGUUGGUUCUUUUAUUUGUGAUUGUGAAUGAAAUUGGUACAAUGGAGUGGAAUAAAUAUAGAAGUUUUAUAUAAUUUAGGGUCCUAAGGUAAAAAAAGUUUGUAUUUUUCCCAUGUGAUUCACCAAGAAAAAGAAGAAAAAAAUGGAGCUGAGAAGUAUAUUGUUGCCUCAAUUCAAGAUUCAACAACCUCAAUUUACUUGUUUUUUCUCUAAACAAGAGAAACAUCAACCCCUUGUUGUUGUCAACAUUUUUAGCAGGGAGGCUUUCCCCGUUUCAUAUGAUAGGUGGAAAAAUAUUGAAGUACAUUGCAAUAAUGAUCAAAGUAUAAGGCACACACCCCUGUCGAAGCAAGACAAUGCAAAGUUACCUGAGCUAUCCUUUAACCGGCUUCAGCAAACUGAUGAUGGGCACUCUGGAUUGCAAAGGCGGAACUUUGGUCGUUUCAUUGCUCGUGAGGCCGUGCUUGACGAAGAAUAUUGGACAGCAGCCUGGCUGCGGGCAGAAGCUCACUGGGAAUCUGUGUCCUAUAUGAGGCGUGUUGACGCAUACAAAAGGAAGUAUGCCGAACAGGAGUUUUAUGGUUUAAAGAGAAGAUGUUCUGGUCAGGACGGAAAUUGCUUGAAGUGCUUUUGUUUUGUUGCGGUUAAAAAAGAAGAGCCAAAUGUUAGAAGAACAGUACUUAAAAGUGUGGUGGGAACUUUGGACCUAAGCAUCCGACAAUUUGUACAGCGGGAGAGAUACCCAGGGGAAAUCAAAAGGUUAUCGCCUGUCUUGGCACGUCAAGAUCCUUUUGAUUCACAUAAAUAUGCUUACAUUGCAAAUGUUUGUGUUGCAAAGUUUGCUCGACGUCAGGGUAUUGCUUCAAAUAUGAUACAUUUGGCUGCUGAUGUGGUCAACUUAGAAGGUUUCAGGCAACUCUUUGUUCACGUUAAUGCAGACAACUUACCUGGCCAAGAACUAUACAAAAAAACUGGCUUUAAGAUCGUGGAAGCCGCUUCAUCGUCUUUAUCAAAAGAACAGAGGAUUCUAAUGUCCUUGGAUUUAUAAGCUCCAUUGCUACUUCACUUCCUGACUAUAGAGUGGAUGUGGUAGUUUGUACAUUUACAUGGUUUGAAGCCAAUAGCUUGUCGGUUGAUGUAUGUAUCUUUGGGUAGACAGACAACUAGUUAGUUACAGAGAUUGUAAUAUAUGUAUAAAGAAGUUGUACGAUUUGUUUGGACUAGGGAAAAGGGUACAUAUGGGAUACGUGUUUAUUUAGUAUCCAAUACGAGCAUAUCCGGUUAAAAUUUUAGUGUAUUUUGGAUAAUUUGGACUAUGUACUCAUCAUACUCAAUGUCAUAUAUUUUUGGACAUGAAUAUGUUGAAAGACAAAUGAAGAAUUCAUGUAACAAUAGGCUGAGA